Gossypium raimondii (Peruvian cotton) is the source of this 4266-nucleotide messenger RNA. RefSeq names its product zinc finger CCCH domain-containing protein 44. The record is from RefSeq and is a predicted model, not a curated record. The transcript is spliced from 4 exons. Gene Ontology annotation, molecular function: metal ion binding; protein binding. The coding region runs from base 399 to 3905 and encodes 1168 amino acids. Lineage: Eukaryota; Viridiplantae; Streptophyta; Magnoliopsida; Malvales; Malvaceae.
CCUAUCCCGUCCCUUUCACUGUUUUAAAAAAUUAUAAUUAAUUAACCAUACAGAGUUUGAGCUACCGAACCAAUCAACCACCAAGUGUCCUUUCCUUUCUUCUUUCAUUCAUUCUUUCUUUCAAACACUACCUUUUUUUUUUCUUAAAGGCUUUUAAGUUAAUUAAACCAUUCUUUUUCUACCCACCAAUGCCUUCUCACACCCAUUCCCAAUUCAUUUCCGUGUGCCCACUACUCACUGCUCCACCGUUUCCUAAUCCCCAAUUCCAUUCCUAGGGUUCACUUUUUUUUUUAAAUUUUAAUUUUUUUGUUGACGUUAAAGAAAUAUGUUUAUAUAAACAGGGAAGAGCUCUUCCUGGAAUAUAUUAUAUGGUUUAUAAUUUAUGAUUUUGUUGUUUAAUGGAAAGUUGUGAACAAGUAGAAUCCACCACGGCGGUGUGUAAGCCUUGUUUACAAGACGACGCCCGCGGCGGUGGCGGUGAUGAUGUCAGUAAUAAUAUUAAAUGUUCGAAUCGUGAUUCUCUACAAGGAGUGGAGUUCAUGAGCAUCGAUCAAUGCCAGAAGAAUACGGAUAUGGACGAUUCGAAGCUUGUCGGAAACGGUAACGUGGCGGUUCGAGGAGAUGGUGGUGCUACGGUUGAGAUUGGAGCGGGAGAUGGAGUUCAAGUUGUGGAGAUGAUGAGAGCGGGGAAACGGAGGCGGGGAAGGCCGCCGAGGAAUCAGGCAAGAAUCGUGUCGUCAUCGGCGCCAUCACCUCAAAGGAACAAGGAGGACGAAGAAGACGUUUGCUUUAUAUGCUUCGAUGGCGGAAGUCUCGUACUUUGUGAUCGCCGGGGCUGUCCUAAGGCUUACCAUCCACCCUGUAUCAAAAGGGAUGAGGCAUUCUUUAAAUCUAAGGCAAAAUGGAACUGCGGGUGGCAUAUAUGUAGCAGUUGUCAGAAAGCUUCACAUUAUAUGUGCUAUACUUGUACAUAUUCCUUGUGCAAGAAUUGCACCAAAGGCGCUGAUUACGUGAAUGUAAGAGGAAAUAAAGGAUUUUGUGGAACGUGCAUGAGAACCGUAAUGCUGAUUGAAAACAGCGCAUUAGGAAAUAAGGAAAUGGUUCAAGUGGAUUUUGAUGACCAAGCUAGUUGGGAGUAUCUCUUCAAGGUUUAUUGGAUUUUAUUGAAAGAAAAAUUGUCUUUAAAUUUAGAUGAGCUUACCAAAGCUAAAAAUCCCUGGAAGGAAAUUGCUAUACCGGGUCCUAAGGGAGAAUCAUCAGGUGAACUUAAUAACAGUAUUAAUGUUAAUGUUGGUAAUGGAGAAAAAGCUUUUAGAGACCUAGGAGCAAGUUCUUCCAAGAGAAGGAAAACAAUGAAACAACAGAACUUUUCUAACAAAGUUAGAUCUCUAGAUAUGAACGGGAUGCCAUUGCCUGAAGGCAUAAAUUGGGCAACAAAGGAGCUUCUUGAAUUUGUGGCACACAUGAAAAAUGGUGAUACAUCUAUGGUUUCUCGUUUUGAUGUUCAGGCACUUUUGCUUGAGUACAUAACAAGAAGCAAUCUUCGUGAUCCUUGCCACAGUUCUUACAUUGUCUGUGAUUCGAGGCUUAUAAAAUUGUUUCGAAAAGCAAGGGUUGGCCACUUUGAAAUGUUAAAGCUUCUUGAUUCUCAUUUCCUCAGCAAAGAUCAUUCAAGGCUCAUUGGUAGAGGAGGAGCCACCAAAGCUUUUGCUACCCAAUUGGCUGUUGAUGGGAAUAGUGAUGGUCAACCCGUAAUUACCAAUGAUAAGAGUUGUAAAACUAGUAAAAAGGUUGAUGGUCAACCCAUCAAUGUUAAUAAGAACGGUGAUGGUCCACUGAAGGGAGUUGAUGUUGUGAGUGAUAUAGGAAGCAGGGAAACUAGCAUACCACCUUAUUCUACAGGAAUGGAGCUAUCUGUAAAUAAUAUUGAGACAGAUAAAAUAUGGCACUAUAAAGACCCGCUUGGGAAAACUCAAGGGCCAUUUUCUAUGGCAAUGUUAGGUAAAUGGAGCAUGAGUGGUGUUUCCCCUUCUGAUCUGAGAAUAUGGCGAACAAGUGAAAAGCAGGCGGACUCCAUUCUCUUAACUGAUGCUUUUGAUAUUCAGUACAGCCAAGGGAAACAGUUGUUUCAUAACAGCUGCGUACCAAUUAAGGGUGUCAUUGCCUCUGAUGAUGGAUGUCAGGACAGGGAUAGUGAUGCUAGGGAGAACAAGGAUCUGAAUGUAAAUCAGAUGGAAAACAAACAGGUUGAGGAGAGUUCGAAGUCAACGCAGAGCGAUACAAGUGGUGAUUGUUUUGGUAAAAAUGAACAUGUGAAGAGCAAAGAAUUUGGCUCUCAAUCUUCACCUUGUAGUGCCUCUGUAGAUAUUGUCAAUUCAAAUGCAGAACAAAUGGGAAGUCCUUUACCACAUCAGGAAUCUGUGAAGGGUGAUAAUUACUUCCCUGGUCAGCCCCAAGUAAGUAGUUCACUUCCCUCAUCAACAGUAUGUCAGAAACCACAUGAAACCCGGUCUUGUGAAGUAGGCGACGGUCAUGGGGUUGAAAGAUGGGACUGUGGUUCAGUUGACAUGAAUGAAGAUUUGAACAAGACUUAUGAAGGACAAAUCAUUGCUGAAAAUGUGAAGCAAGAAGAUAAUGACAGAAAAUCAGGUAAAUCUUGUAGGCAAAGUGGGACAUCUUCAUCUUUAAACGAUGCUUCAAAUGGAUGGGAUUUGAAUUCUGGUCUGAUUUCUCUGGAAAAAGCAUUUGAAGUAUCGGAGCAGAAUCAUGAUAUUGAUUUCUCAACUCUUCCUACCUCAACAUCAAAUUUGAACAAUGAAGACUCAAAACGUCAUGCUACUGAAUUCAAACAGUCUCCUCCUUCGAAUGUGCCUCAUCAAGAUUCAGGUCCUAGUUGGAGUACAGCUUCUAGUCUAGUCGGUAUUGGAUCACAACUUCCUGAAGUAGCUGGUGAAUGGGGUGGGUAUUCCUCCACUCUAGUGAAACCUUCUGCAGAGGAAUGGUUUUCGGGUCUUGUGUCCGAGUCUUCUUUGAAACCAACUGACUUAGAAAGUAAUCAUUCGGCUAUACCAACUUCAGGAAAUGGCCAAAUGACACAUUCUUCUUCCACAGAUCCUGCGAAUAAUGCAUCUGGUUGGGAUGCAAUUGUUGCCGGACCCCAUGAGUAUCCUUUGGGUGAUGAAUCUGUUUCUGAUCUCUUGGCUGAAGUUGAAGCGAUGGAGUCACUUAAUGGCUUGCCGUCACCUACUUCAAUUUUGUGUUCUGAUGGUGAGUUGGCACAAGGUUCUGAACAUAAUUGUUUUAGCCCUGUAGGAGGACUGAGCCCUGUACAUGAUCCAGGAAAAAGCAAUACUUUGAGCCCCAGAAAUAAUCUACAAAGGUCUUCUCAGUCAGCUGUGACCAAUGAGCAGUUUGGGGUGUCUCAGUCUGAGGUUCUUGAUGUUCAUAAGAGUUCUGGUGGGCAUUCUUCCACAAGUCCUGAAAUAGAUUCUACUUUAUAUUCUACUUGGAGAGCAGGGCCUGAAACUACGGGCACCAAUUUGAGAACAGUUCAAGGAAAUGCGAAUUUUAAUUGGGGAGGUUCAGGUCAAGGAAAUACGAAUUUUAGUAGGGGAACAGCUGAGGUAACAUUCCAGGAAAAUGGAAGCAUCAAUGCAAGCACUUCUGCAGGGAAUCCGCCCUAUUGGGGAAGCCAACAGAGGUAUACUGGUCCAAGGGACCAGGGUUUUGAGGGAAGAGAUUCAAGUUUUGGUAGGGACAGGUACUCUUCGAAUAGGCAGUCGUCCUAUGAUGGUCCAAAUGGAGUUGGUUCUUCGAGACCUCUGCCCAAAGGGAAACGGGUUUGUAAAUUUUACGAAAGUGGGUAUUGCAAGAAGGGAGCAUCAUGCAGUUACUGGCACCCUUGAUUAGUCAUUUAACUUGUAAGCUGUGACAGUAGGUACCAUUCAAGCUAGGCCUGAGAAUACCGUAUCAUUUCAGUUCCCAGGAUAUAAUGGCACCUUCCAUUGUAGGUUGCCUCAUUGUCAAGGCCUAGCCUAACUCUUUCACUGAAAUAGGUAGUUGAUUUGCUACACAGGGUUGGUUGGUAGUGGUAAAGUGCUAUAUAUAGUAUUUUACUUACUAUGAAGCAUCAAUUUUUGUUAGAAUUAUUUACAGAAGUCGUAUGAACUCGGAUGCAUUUGGAGUACUGGAUUAUAUGAUUGUUGCUUAAGGUCCAAGUAAACGCUUUUAUUGAUUCUAAUUCUAAUCAUUCUAUGAUUAUGGCAA